UGCUCCUCUACUACUAAUUCUCUACCUUAUCACAAGAAACGAAUGAUUCACAUUCUCUAAACACUCAACGCAACAAAACACCACACCCCCUUAUUUACUAUAUACACCCACACACACUCCUCUUUCUUAUAUGGCUUCAGAUGAAACUAUGAUGACAACUCAAUCUUCAUUACAAGAUGAAGACUAUGAUGAAGAUGAUAUGAAUGACCUUUUUCAUCACCAUCAUCAUCAUCAAAAUCAAAAUCAAAAUCAUAAUCAAAAUCAUCAUAAUUUAUCCAGGCUUUCAGUUUGUACAAGCAGUUUCGAAGCAGAUGUAGAAAAUCUAGCUUCCGUUUGUAUGUCACACUUGUCCAUAGAAAGCUUCGAAGCUGAUGGAGACGAUGAAGCUGAAGAAAAAGAUGAUCGGUUACUAGAAACAGGUUUGUCCUCUGGCUCUGAAAAUGAGUCAGGUAGUUGCUAUUCGUUACCGGCGACACCGCCGCGAAGGAGGACUAAUUUGGUUCCGCCCGGGGUGAAAGACUAUGCAAGUGAGAAUGAAGUUAGAAAAGAAACAAGAACAAAUAGCGGCGGUGGUGAUUCUGGGAAGAGGAGUAGGAGUAGGAGGAGGAGGAAGAGUGUGUUUGAGAGGGGAAGUAGUUGGGAGAAUUUGUGGGAUGAGAAGAAGAAAAUGAAGGAGAGUGGAGGGAAUAGUGGUGAGAGUGAUCAGAGUAAUGGAAAUGGUGUGAUGGUGAUUGCUAGACCUAAAGGUGGGAGUAGGAGUUUGUGUAUGGAUUUGGAUGAAGUUAAAGCUUGUAGAGAUCUUGGAUUUGAGUUGGAACAUGAAAGAAUUUCUGCUGUUUCUUUCUCUAAUUCAACAAUUGAUAAUACUAGUAGUGGUGGUAAUUCACCGAUCGCUAAUUGGCGAAUCUCCGGUCCCGGUGAUGAUCCAAGAGAUGUGAAGGCACGGCUGAAAGUGUGGGCGCAGGCUGUAGCUAUAGCGUCUGCCAGCAAAUACGGCUCAUGACGCUUAAUUUUCUUCUUAGCUUAUACUAUUUUUUUUUUUUUUUGGAUUGAGAUAGUGUACAUUAUUAUAUUAUGUAUAAGUUUUUCUUUACACUAAGAUCGGUUAUAGAAUGAAUUUCAUUGUAUUUGUAGAGUUUUUGUCAUAAGUUUUUCCCCAAGAGUGGUUGGUUGAUUUUUGGAUUCAAGUGAAGGUGACUUUUCCUCUGUACAGUAUACUUUUUUUAACUGAUUACAUAAUGGGUGUUUUAAGAUGAUUGAGAAGGUGUGAUAUAUAUGAACAAUAGAAAGGCAAUGUGAAUGGUUGAUGAGAUUGUAUAGUAGAAAUGUGAAGAAACAUAAAACAUAUGAAGCGAAUCUUUAUGGGUUGUUGGGAGACCUAUAGUCAGUUAUUAAA
Vicia villosa (hairy vetch) is the source of this 1396-nucleotide messenger RNA. RefSeq lists its product as uncharacterized. The record is from RefSeq and is a predicted model, not a curated record. The coding region runs from base 131 to 1003 and encodes 290 amino acids. The transcript has 2 exons. NCBI's taxonomy places the organism in Eukaryota, Viridiplantae, Streptophyta, Magnoliopsida, Fabales, Fabaceae.